CCUCUUUUUCUCUCGACGCCAGUAGGCACCGCUAGCAGCGAAAGGGUUUGAAAUCGAAACAGGGAGACCUAGGGCUCCCAAAAUUCCCCCCUUUCCCUUCGAAAAUCCAGUAAAAGUAAGAGAGAAAAGGGGAGGGGAGAGAGAAAAGAUCGACGAAGAUGGACGAUUACGCGAGAGAGAUGAUGGAUUUGAAGACCCUAGUCACUCGGACUCUCGAGAAGAAGGGCGUCCUCGCUAAAAUUAGGGCUGAGCUUAGAGCAAGCGUAUUUGAGGCAAUUGAAGAAGAGGACCGGGUUAUUGAAAAUGAAGACGCUGUACCUCCAGCACUACUUGGUAGCUGUAAUGAUCGUGCUAAGCAACUACAUGCCUCACCUUCAGGAAGGCUACUGACUGCACUUAUAUGCGAAUAUUUAGAUUGGGCCCAGCUCGGACACACCCUCAAGGUUUACUUGCCUGAGUGUAAUUUGCAAAAGGAUUUUUGGAAAGCUGAAUUGAGGGACUUCAGCAGCAGAAAUGGUUAUGAAAUGAACAGGAAUAGCGAAAGCGGGCCCAUGUUAUUAGAUGUUCUUGAAGGAUAUUUAAAAUAUGAGAGCUUGUCACAAACAGGACUAUCAGGUAGGAAAAUGACCACUACAGAGACCGACUCAGUAUCCACUUCAGACCCAAGGAACACUCGAAGGACAUCAUCCUCAUCUACUGUUGGUGGCUUGCCUCCAUUGGGAAGGCCGAUGCCAUCUUCCCAGUCAUCAGAUAGGAGAAUGGGCUCCAAUUUUCGGAAGGAUGAGUACAACUGGAGAUACGAUGAUGAUCUCUCCGAAGACGUAAUUCGAGCUUCAAGCGCCCUAGAAAACAUUCAUUUAGACAGAAAAGCAAGGAAUCUGACAUCAUCUUGGAGGCAUGGUGGUGACGGUACGAUGGAUGAUGAGGGCAAGGCAGACCGACGUUGAUGUUUGUGUAUUUGUAACUUUCUGUCUUAUUUGAUGUGUGAAAACUAAACGCUAGAGUGUAAAAACCUCCAUACAUUAUUGGUGUUGUAUUUUUUUUCCCGUGCUGAUAUUUAUUUUCCCCAUUAACAGAGGUUUGUGCAAUGUAUCAUUAUCGAGAACUGGUUAUCUUCCCAUGAGCGUUAUUGGCUAUGUUCCCAGUGAAUAUCAAGUUUGGUGUAAAGUCUGAUGAUGUA
This is a messenger RNA of Asparagus officinalis (garden asparagus), 1180 nucleotides long. RefSeq names its product protein TONNEAU 1a-like. The record is from RefSeq and is a predicted model, not a curated record. The coding region runs from base 159 to 947 and encodes 262 amino acids. Gene Ontology annotation, molecular function: protein binding. The transcript has 8 exons. Lineage: Eukaryota; Viridiplantae; Streptophyta; Magnoliopsida; Asparagales; Asparagaceae.